AUGGCCAACAACAUGAACUUUGUACGCGUAGUAGCGAACCAUAAUUCGCAGCCAUCACGCCAUAUAUAUAUAAAAGCACCUGUGACGAUGGCACAGACUGUUAGAGGGGCCGAUGCUGCAGGGAACCAGAAUCAGAAUGCUGGGAAAGGCGGCGUGGAAACCACGCAGCUGGUCGGCGGUCAGAGGCCCGGCGCAGCGCGUAAGGCGAAUCGCAUGCUGCUGGGGCUACUAGAGGAUAGUGCGAGGUACGAUAUGAAGAGUGACUAUAGCCUUCCAGAUACAUGGCUGCGGAAGCGGCGUGCGACCGCGCAGAAGACGGCGAAGGCGGAAGACAAGUCUGUUGACACCAAAAAGACGAGAGCAGCUGGGAAGAAGACGAAGCCGUCCGAAGCAGGCCCCGACGCGAAGGCGAGGUCUGGCAUGACGUCUGCCCCAAGCAGUAGCAGCACGGACGCUGCGGCCCCUGCCGCAACUGGCAAGGCACGCAAUGGCAAAGCUCGCGCGGCGAGCUCAGUAACGCGAAAUACUGUGCUGGCAAACGCGAGUCCCUUUGCCUCCCCUAGCGAGGAUGUCAUCGAGCUUCAGCACCAAUUUUUUCGCAUAACGGAUCAUCAGGACUGUGUGAACCGCGAAAUUACUAGCAGUCUACUGCUUACGCCGAAGGAUGUUGCGGACCAGCAAAUUGUGCGUCUGCACUUUAUCCUUUAUCCGGACGUCUCAGAGGAGUAUAAGGUCACCUUCGGGCACCCGAAUAAUGGGGUUUUCAAUCCGAUCCAUGAAAUCGGCAAGUGCAUCAAGUAUGCCGUGGAAAUAUACUUUCCAAAGACUUUUAAAAAGAAGGGUAGCAAGCUUCUCCAGCAGCUGUCUAAAGCAUAUGCUUCUAUGAAUCAGUCUGCUUUUGUGGAGGCAGUCGAACAAUAUAAUGAUCUUGUGCGAGCCAUACCACAGGAUCAGGUAAACGAGCAUCUUCAACAAACCAAAAAAAUCCCGAGAGCAUUUAUCCAUGAUAUAUUACAGAUGGCGUAUUCCAGAUGCGUGCUGCCGAAUGUUAACGGGCUCAAGGAAUAUCGCAGCUUCAGUAAUUUUGUGUAUGGGGAGCUUCUACCCACUUUCCUUUCUACUGUGUACCAGCAGUGCGACCUAAAGCCAGGACAAAUAUUUAUUGACCUUGGGUCAGGCGUGGGCAAUUGUGUGGUACAAGCAUCCCUUGAAUAUGGCUGUGCGCUCAGUUUCGGCUGCGAAAUUAUGAAAAACGCCAGCGCUCUUGCGAAGAGUCAGCUGAAGGAACUAGAGGAACGAUGUGCGUUGUGGGGCGUUGAUCUCAAGCCCAUUGAAUUCUCCCUCCGCAAGAGUUUCAUAGAUAAUGAACGCGUAAACGAACUCCUGCCCCAGUGCGAUGUCCUGCUGAUAAACAACUUUAUCUUUGAUACCAAGCUCAACCAAGCCGUGGAAAAGCUGAUACAGGGCCUCAAACCGGGCUGCAAAAUCAUCACCUUAAAGAACCUAAGACCGUCAGGCUACACCAUCAAUUUCGAUGACGUCGAAAACAUUCUAAAUAGGUUAAAGGUCGAAAAAUUCACACUACCAGAAGACAGCGUAUCUUGGACCUACAGGGGAGGUGGCGAGUACUUUAUUUCUACUGUCCAGGCAGACAUUGAUGAAUCGGUCUUUCAUUCUUACGCGAAAGGGAGGGUCCGCGGGAUGAGACCAGCAAAAUACACCAAGUAG
Molecule: messenger RNA, 1728 nt
Organism: Eremothecium gossypii ATCC 10895
Lineage: Eukaryota; Fungi; Ascomycota; Saccharomycetes; Saccharomycetales; Saccharomycetaceae
Gene: DOT1
Product: histone methyltransferase DOT1
Exons: 1
Coding region: 1-1728 (575 amino acids)
Biological process (GO): subtelomeric heterochromatin formation; DNA damage checkpoint signaling; DNA repair
Cellular component (GO): nucleosome; nucleus
Molecular function (GO): histone H3K79 methyltransferase activity; histone binding
Source: RefSeq, marked provisional